AUGGGGCAGCAGAAACUGGGCACUUCACUCCGAUUCGGCAAUUUGGACCGGUUCGGCCUUCACUUCAUGUUCCUGGUCAUCGGAAGCCUGGCACAAACAUAUCCUUCAACUUCUUUGGCACCUUCUUGCCUUCACCUCACGUUUCUGGGGCAGCAGAAACUUGGCAUCUCGCCUUAUUCAACAACUUUAAACUUCACUUCACUUUCCUCUGGCGCGAGGAAACCAGUGCUUCACACUUUCACUCGGCAUUUCUGGGGCAGCAGAAAUGUUCUCUCCUCACUUCGCUCUCUUGGCAACUUGAGCUCGACACCCAACGCAUCAAUCAUCUUGUUUGGACUUCUCUCUUUUCCUUGCUUCCCAUUCUUCUUCUGA
Colletotrichum lupini is the source of this 372-nucleotide messenger RNA. RefSeq lists its product as uncharacterized. Bases 1 to 372 code for a protein of 123 amino acids. NCBI's taxonomy places the organism in Eukaryota, Fungi, Ascomycota, Sordariomycetes, Glomerellales, Glomerellaceae. The record is from RefSeq and is a predicted model, not a curated record. The transcript has a single exon.